This is a messenger RNA of Daphnia carinata, 6248 nucleotides long. RefSeq lists its product as uncharacterized. The transcript has 5 exons. The coding region runs from base 298 to 5118 and encodes 1606 amino acids. NCBI's taxonomy places the organism in Eukaryota, Metazoa, Arthropoda, Branchiopoda, Diplostraca, Daphniidae. The record is from RefSeq and is a predicted model, not a curated record.
GACUGACCGGAUCAACGAGAUUUCCAGUGUGUCUCUCUCUCUUUUAUCACCAGUGCUGACAAAAGAGACCGCUUCUCACGAAAAAAACAGCAGGUGAAUAUUAUCCAACUGGAAAAGAGGAACGAAACUCGAAAGACCGCGACGUUUUAUCCCGCUCGCUUCCGCCCCGCACGAACACCAUCUUAGCGUUGAUCGCGACCGUUAAAGAUCGUGUCUACCGUCAACGUUUCAAGCCUUUUGGCCAGAAGCUCACCGAGUCUCGUUGGAAUAUUACAGCCAAUACGAGUCUGCAGAGAAAUGGUGUCGUGUUCUACAUCUCAAUUAUGGAUGAUAAGAAACAGAGGAAACACAUCGGAAAGAGGACCGAGAUUAUCGAGAUCGACGUCAGUCACCGCAACAAGACGGAUUAAGAUGUUGGUGGUUGCGCAAACCGUGUUCCUCCUGGUCACUGGCGCCGGGCUACAGAUGGUCUCUUCGGCACCCACACCUGCACACAGCGACGUUACCACCGUUGCUGGACAGGCUAAUGACAGUAGCCUAUUAACGGAGGCCAAAUUAAUGGACAUUGUUAGAGAAGAAGGAAACAAAAGCACAGCGAUUCAUCUCGGCCAUGAAUGGUGGAGAAAAGGAGAAGUUGAAGAACCGCCUGAUAUCCGUUCUCGCAACGAUCGCCAGUAUUUCACUAACUCCAAGACAUCACCUGGACUCUACACGAUCAACAAAAACGAUGUCCACCAUGCAGGCACGCCAUCUGCUUUAUCUUCGUCCCAACCAUCGAUAAUGGCAAGGACGAACACAACGAGGAUCGUCAAAGAGGAAAAUCUGGAGGACAUGAUUUUCAAUAUCGUCAUUCAAAAAGAGCGGGCUGACAAAUCGGCAUUUAUUGCGCCCGAUGUCAAUUGGCUGAGAGAUUUGGUACCCAAGGUGGUCGACGUUGCCGACAAACCCGAGACACUCAUCAAAGAAACAAUAGUCAACGCCAUAGAUGGCGAACAUGCCGUCGAAAUCGAACAAAUCAAAGACAGGCGAUUGUUUGUCAACGUCGUCAAGUCGGAAAUCGGAUCGGACGUCGAGGUGCCCGACAUCCUCGCUCGACUCAGCAAUCUAAUGAAGACGGGCGGUCCAGCCGUCGAAUCCAUCCUCCUUGAAAGCAGAGACAUUGCCGAGCCAGAGAACUCCAUUUACGUCAUCAACAUCAUCAUUUUCAACAUCGUCGUUUUAGAAGCUCCCGUCGAAAAGCCCGUCUUUGUCAAAGACAAGGUCAGCAACAUCGAGCAAGACAUUACCGAAGAUUCUUAUCUCGUAGCUCUGCGAGAAUCGCAACAAAAUCGAUUGGGUUCUUCUCCGAUCGGUCGCCAUAAAAACCCAUCACCCGCCAUCGCAUUAGAAGACAAUCAAUCGAGGACUCCAGACUCUGCCAUCGCAGAAGAUUCUUACAUUGUAGCUCUCAGAGAAUCGCAAAAGAAUCGCAAUAAAAGCUCUUCUCCAUCCAUCCAUCAUCACCACCAUCAUGAAGAGAAGCAUCCUCACACUAGACCACAUCAUGUAGUCGUUGAAAAAGUAUCAGACCAGCAAUUCAACGGCCAUUACCUGACCGAAGUACCGACGUACGCCUACGCUUCGACGGCCAGACCUUUGAUGGCUAUGGAGAAAGACUAUCUACGUCGAUUUACCAUCAAACCAACCCAGCCAUCGGUGGCGGUCGAACAGGGACAACCGAUGGAAGAACAAGAACAACCGAUAGAAGAACAAGAACAGGAUGAAGUGGACCAAUCGGCGGCUGAGCAAGGACUGCUGACCAACGUUCAAGAACAUUUGCCUACAUUACUAGUCGACCCGAAUGCCAGCCUCGAGUUUGUUAAUUUACCAACGGGGCCGUAUUUUACUAAUCCAAGUUUCGAUGUUACGCAGAUUGUCAGCACGGAACCUUCGUCGAUUGAGAAACCGCCUGAGAUCGAGGCCGUUGUUGUCGAUGUUGCGCAGACGGCCGGCAACAAUCAUAUACGAGUGACUACGAAGAAACCGGUAACGAAGAAGCCGUUGAUAGUCAGAGUGCCUGAAGCAGUGGGUGUCAUGACUAAUAAGGCUACUAAUAUCGUGCGGAAUCGAAUCAGGACAGUCGGUUUAUUCGGCAUUCCCAUGAUGGUCGGGCUGGCCAGCACGGUCAACUCGUGGUUACCGACUGUGACGGCGUUAGGCCGCCGCAGAAGGAAGCGCUCAAUCACGGAGGUGGACGAUUGGCAAGACAAUCAUCGCCACACUAGCCGGGCUAUUGAAGUCGCUCAAGUGCUGGCCCGCUUGAUGGGCAAACGUUACACGGAUGCGAGCAAAGAAUCCCAUCAACAGUCCGUUGUUGAUAACCAGGAAUAUGGAGAUCAAGAAUGGUCCUCAGCAUCGACGAUGAAUUCAAAGAAUGAGGCUAGGGCUAACCGACGGAAGUGGUUUCCCUUUCGACGGACGGGCAACACACGCGUGAAUUCAGAGCGUCGCCCGAGCACCAGACGUGCGACGUUUGCAAGAAAAAUGAAAGACCUAAAAUCUAAUACUCGAAAAUACAUGACGCCGUUGUUCUACACGACGUUUUUCGCCAACGAAGAUUCGCCUAACGUGAUGGAACAUGAUCAGUCCAUAACGAGUGAGCUGCAAAAUGAAACUUUGGAUGACGUGGAACCACAACAGGCCACAGAAGACGUCAUGGAACAUCGGGAAAAUGUUGUAGAAGAUCAAGAGGCCAUAGAAAAUGUUGUAGAAGAUCAAGAGGCCAUAGAAAAUGUCAUUGAACGUGCAGAGGUUGUAGAAGGCGUCAUGGAACAUCGGGAAGUCAUAAAAGACGAUGCGCAGAGCACAGAUCCAAUGACUAAUUCAGCUGUGGGUCCUCCAGUCGAAUACGACGACUACCAACCGGAAGAAGUGGAAACCAAAAUGGCAGACAAAAUCGAUGAUAACCCGGAAGAGGAGUUUUCGCAAAUGUUUCCGGCUCUCAAUCCACCUUCCGGCUUUGAUUUCGACAUUGUGUCCAACUUCGUCAGAGCCAUGAUGAUGAACAACGAAGAGUACGACGACGGUCCGCCGGAAACGAGGGAAGAAGUCUUCUGGGUCAAAGAGGCUACCAUUGUCAAUACGACUCAGACGGUCAGCAGCAAACCACAGAAAUUCGGCGGUUCCAGCAUGUUGCUUUUGAAACCGAGCGGAGGACCAACUCGAUUGACAUCUAGCGGAAUUAAUGGCAGCACAGUGAGCGUCUUCUCGGCCGAUCCGCUCAUGCCCAACUACAUCAACAACGAGAACGUGACCAACAGUCCAAUCACUUACGUGUCCGUUAAAUCACCGACCAAAGUGACUUGGCUUGGAGUUGGUCCGCCCGAUGUUAUAACAUCCAGCACGCAGUCCUCAUCUUCAGCAGAAAAUGAUCCAACUGGUGAAAUCAACGAUGAAAUCCCUCUUGAUUUACCACCCAGCGAAGUCGUUGGAGCCCCACUGCAAUUUUACGACGAAGAAACGGACAACUACGUCUCGAAAGAAGUGCCGAGCAUUCCAGGUCCUCCGACCGUUUCGUACUACACCGAACGAACGCCAAGUACCGAUCGGACACCUAGCAAUGAUAUCACAUCAGAACAAUCUUCAGUGAUCAAAAUACAAGAGAUAACUAAACCAGCCCGGCCAGUAUCGACUGAUCUUCGUCCAGGUCUCUCUUCAUUGUUGCUCACCAUCGCCAGUUUCAACCGGCCCAGACUUCCGCCGCCCGUUGAAGUGUCCAAUAAUGUUUCCACAAUCAAAUACACCAUAGGACAAGGAUUCGCAACGCAGCCGCAAAGUGAAUACAACGGAGACACAACAGACAAGUACACUCACGGUCACGGCAUCGUAUCGAAGCCGGACGAUGUAUCUAAAUACACCCACGGUCACGGCAUUAUCGUCACAAAUGCUCCGACCUAUGAGUUUAAUUCGCAGGUCGGAGAAUCUUCGCUCCUGUCCAGCUCGUCCGAUAACAACAACGUCCUAUCCAAUUUAAUCAAGGGGACGGGCGCUAGUGAAAAUGAUGGACCAACAACACCUACCCUGUUGGGCGAGACUAGCAUUCAAUUCGUCGGGAUGUACGGUGGUACAUCGGUGGACAGCACAGUCGGUCCUUUCACAGCGACGGGCAUAUCGGAUAGCGAAGAAUUAGACUCGACGUUGGAUGAUUUGAUCACGCAAUUGCAAGCGAACAUGACGACCGGUUUAGUGUCGACAGACCGGCCAUUGGGAGGCAUCCAUUUCACGAAUACAUCCACCGAUAUCGUCAUCAUCAACCCGUUCGUGACACCCAGUUCCGUCUUCCCGCAGUUGCAAGUGGAAGCCAUCGAAGCUGAAGAUGGCGACACGUUCGGUUCAAUUGAUGACACGGCCAUCGAUGCGGAUGAUACGAUCGUCGUCGACGCCCAGGAUGGGGAUCAACCAGACUCGGUGCCCAAUGUUUCCAAUCUAGCCAAUCUCUUCUUUACCUCAUCCGGAAGCAGCAGCUCUUCCGCUGGUUCUUCCGGCUCGUCUGGUGUCAGCAACGGAGGUGGUGGCGUCUCUGGUGAUUCCGUUUCCUCUUCCACCGCAAACCCAAUCGCUUUGUUCUACACUUUCGGAUUGGCCGCUGUAGGCAUUUUGGCCUUGACAUUGCCAUUAUGGGUUCCGUUUGUGGUCGCCAAGAUGAAACGCCGAACGUAUGCGCCAUCGAAGACCUAUCCGGCCAGCAAGAAGAAGCCAACGUACGGCUAUCCUUCAUCACCACCCAAAAAGACAUACGCAGAGCCACCUCCGAAUCAUUACCAAGACCUGGAUGAAGAAGAAUUAUACGGCAAUGAACAUUACCUCGAUCAACAUCAAGUGGGCAGUGUUUUAUCCCAACCACAAUAUCAGAGCACGACCAUUGAAGAUUUAUACCGUCCUAGUGUGGGUGAUGUCCUCAGCACCAAUUCGGACGACCACUACAUCUUCCGUGAUUCGAUAGCGCUCAAUCCGGAGGACGACAUGUUCCAUAAUCCUGGACCUCUUAGCUCUGAAACCAUCUACGGCUCGCCGGCGCGUAUUUAUUUGAAAGCAAGACGUAAACGUUCCAGCAGAUUCAAACGAUCCAACAAGCGAUAAAGUUUAUUAAGAAAUAUGGCGUGUAAAUAAGUUUAUUGACGUGAGGAUUCACGUCUUAGUCUCCUUCUACUAUGACGUUGAUUGUAAUUAGCACAUGAACGAUAGCUUUAACCCAACAAUUCUAACUGCAUCUCCAGUGAACCGAAGGGCUUCUGGUAUUUUCAUCAAAUGUUUUAUCUUUCAACGUUCCUCAAAUGAACAUUAUACGUGGACAUGUUGCGUAUUCAGAAAUGACAAGUCAAAGCCUAAACUCUGUUCUGAAUGGAUAAUGGAACGCUAGGCUUGCACCUCAGAUCACCAGUUACUCCAAAUCAGUCACGUCGAAUGAUGCUGUCCGGUGGCUGGGUUUCCUUCAUAAAAACAUCGCUAACUUCAUGCUCAUUUUCAGUGGACUUUGAAUGUCCAUCAUUAUCUGUACAACUUAUGUUGGUAGCAAUCACGAUGAUUGCUUACAUCAUACGCGUAGAAGGUUUGGAAUUAUCGAGAUGAUAAUCAACACCAUACACCACAAAAUGUUGACUGUACAAAUGACAUUUCACGAUUCGUGUCAAUUGCUUUGCUCUUUUCUCGUCAUCAUAGUCCCGCAGAGAAAAGAAAUAGUGGCAUGAGACAUUCUGAGACCUUCAAAGUUGUUUGGCAAUUGCAAAUCGCUGUGGUAUUAGUUUAAAAGAAUAAGCCAUAGUUUAACAACGUGCACUUAAUUACCAAACCUAAGAAAGCUGCUCAGGUAUUUACCACUGAAACUGCGCAGAGAUCCGCGGACAAACACAUUCCUGGAAAUUACUUUUAUUAUACAAUGUUCAUGGUUUAAAAUUACUGCUUUCAAUUGUUGAUUCGUUUAGAGUUUGAUUCGUGUUAAUUUUUUUUUUCGUCGGCGUGGCCUUUGUUUAUUUUUAUACAAAAAAAAAUGUGCUUGGCCUGAAGUUUAUAUAGCUCCUAUUCAUGUAUUUAAUUGUAUCAUAAAUUGUUAUUCUUCUCGUUAAGUUUGACUUGGGCUUAAAUUCGCUCUUUCCCGUUUCAUUUGUUGCUGUUUUACGUCAUUAUAUUCAUAUAUGUAACCAUAUAUUUUUCUAGCAAGCAUUUCACCACAUAUACCAGUCAGACCAAUAUAAUAUCAGCUUGUUAUAUUU